This is a messenger RNA of Durio zibethinus, 1450 nucleotides long. Its product is annotated as heavy metal-associated isoprenylated plant protein 3-like. Lineage: Eukaryota; Viridiplantae; Streptophyta; Magnoliopsida; Malvales; Malvaceae. Gene Ontology annotation, molecular function: metal ion binding. The record is from RefSeq and is a predicted model, not a curated record.
UCCCCUCUAUAAAUACCCCAGCUGCUUUACUCAUUCAUUUACGCCUAGUUCCACUCAUCACAAAACAAAUUAGCAUUACGGAUUUUCGCUCACAAUGGGAAAGAAUGGAAAGGAUGGAGAAAACAAGAAAAAGGGUUCCUUAACGGUUGUUCUGAAAGUUUAUUGUCUUUGUAAAGAUUGUAUCUCCCAAAUCCUCAGCAUGGAUAAACUCGAAGGCGUGGAGACGGUAAUUAUAGAGAGCAGCUCAAAAAAAGUGACAGUGAUAGGAGCUGUGGAACCGACAGCCAUUAAAGAGAAACUCGUGAAGAAAACCAAGAAAAAAGUUGACCUCAUUUCUCCUCAACCAAAGAAAGAUGAUAACAAAAAAGAGAAAACAGAGAAAAAACCUGACAAAGAGAAAAACAAGGAUUCUGAUAAUAAACGGGACAAAAAACCCAAAGAGGCCUCGGUGAUGACAGUCGAUUUGAAGGUGCAGCUGAAAUGCCAAUGCCAGGGAUGCAUUGAUAAGAUUAGCAAAAUUGUCGAUAAAACCAAAGGAGUGCAUGGCUUCAAAAUAGACAAGGAGAAAGAGCUGAUAACAGUUAAGGGGACUAUGGAUGUUAAGGCCUUGGCUGAUGCUUUGAAGGACAAACUCAAGAAUGUUGAGAUUGUGCCACCUAAGAAAAAGAAAGAUGGCAACAAUGAGGGUGGCAAGAAUGGCGACAACAACAACAAGAAGAAGAACAAAGGUGGCAAUGGUGGUGGAGAGGGUGGAAAUAAGGUUAAUGCUAGUGCUAAUAGCAUUAGAGAUAUAAAUGACAUAUCAAUACUUCCAAAUUAUUCGAAUUCAAUUAGGAUAAAAUUUGAAUUUGGUUCGAUCAUUUUUGAGUCAAGCUCUAAAGUUCAAAAAUUUUAAUUCUCGACUCGAGUGAAUAGUUUUCGAAUGUAAUCUAACUUUUAUAUUUUUAUUUGUAAUAUUUUAAUUAGUAAUUUAUUAUGUUACCUUAAUAUAUUUAACCUAUAAAACCUUAAUUUUUUUUUCAUUUUAUUGUUUCUCUCUCAAUCCCUGUCUUUACCAUCCCACAAAAAAAUACACUAUGGUGCCCCUUCCUCUCAAUCUCUCCCAAUCCUUUUCGACGCCUAUGUAGUAGCCAACUAAACAUCUUCUUGACGUUGGAUUAGUCUUUCUCGCUCCCCUGAUCCCAAGCUAACCGUGCCCUUUUUCCUCUCACUCUCUCCCAAUCAUUUAUGGGUUAGUCCCUCCAGAUAAUUUUUUAUAACUUUUUUAGUAUUUUGGAUGCUUCUUAUGUUUCCAAACGGGACACUUUGAUAGUAAAAUUUACCAACCUUGCAAUUUGUUCUAAUGGUAUAAGGAAUUUGUAAUCCAAUGGGUCUCUAUUUUUUUUUAAUUGUUUUCACAGUCGAUGUUCUAUCAAUUUCUCAGAUGUAAUGUGAUUGAAUUUCUGUGCUU